Histoplasma mississippiense is the source of this 888-nucleotide messenger RNA. RefSeq lists its product as hypothetical. The coding region runs from base 1 to 888 and encodes 295 amino acids. NCBI's taxonomy places the organism in Eukaryota, Fungi, Ascomycota, Eurotiomycetes, Onygenales, Ajellomycetaceae. Gene Ontology annotation, cellular component: Prp19 complex; post-mRNA release spliceosomal complex; catalytic step 2 spliceosome. The transcript has 4 exons. The record is from RefSeq and is a predicted model, not a curated record.
AUGCCGGACCAAUAUAACCAGCAACACCACCCCUCCUCUGGCUCGGAACUGGCCACUCCGGUUGCCAUCCAAGACGAAGCCGGGGUCCAGGUGGUUAAUAGCAAGUCUCCCAUAAGCCCCAAAGAGAAUCCCGUAUCGAACACGGCAAGUACUUUGUCGGCCGACACUGAAAAUAAUAAGACAACAGAUGCUGCUUCAAGGACUAGGGAAAUGAGAGACCGUUUCAAGGCACUUCAAGCGAGAGCUAAAAACGCCGCAGAAAAAAAUCUAAGGGAGACUGCUGCCGAAUCGAAACGCCUAGCUACCGAUCCUAGCCUUCUCUCGAGUAUUUCCCGGAAACACGCUUUCGCAUCGCAUAACCUGCUCAAAGCAGAUACUGAAGCCCAGGGCGAGGAUUUCGAGCGGAAGCGUGCUUGGGACUGGACUGUCGAUGAGUCGGAGAAAUGGGAUAAACGCAUGGAAAAGAAACAGAGACACAGAGACGAUACAGCUUUCCAGGACUAUCGCCAAGAUGCAAGAAAGAUCUACAAAAGGCAGAUGAGACAGAUGCAGCCCGACCUUGAGGCAUAUGAGAAGGAAAAAAUCUUAGCCGUGGAAAAAGCUGCGGCAAGUGGUGGACUUCAGAUAGUGGAAGCAGAGGAUGGAGAGCUCGUCGCCGUUGAUAAAAACGGCACCUUUUAUUCCACAGCGGAUUCGACUGGUAGCGGACUUGAGGAAGGCAGAGGAGAUUCGCUGAAGAAACGUAAGGACCGCGGUCGUGACGAUGAGGAGGCUGAUGUUACGUACAUCAACGACAAAAAUAAGAAGUUUAACCAACAGUUGGCAAGGUUUUAUAACAAGUAUACUGCGGAAAUUCGAGACAGUUUCGAACGCGGGACCAUGAUUUGA